This is a messenger RNA of Heterocephalus glaber (naked mole-rat), 1073 nucleotides long. RefSeq names its product aurora kinase A interacting protein 1 (gene Aurkaip1). Lineage: Eukaryota; Metazoa; Chordata; Mammalia; Rodentia; Bathyergidae. Gene Ontology annotation, cellular component: mitochondrion. The record is from RefSeq and is a predicted model, not a curated record.
GUCGCUGGCGAGGGCUGGUUUUGGGGACGGACUGAAAGUUCCCGAGUACGGCGGCUGAGUGGUUAGUUUGAGCCGGGUUGUUGGACCUUGAGGACGUGGGGUACUGCGUCGGGCCAGGCCGGGGUGGGACCGCCCUCCCGGGCCACAACCCUCCGAUGUGCUCGGGCGUUGACUGCGACCUGCGCUGCGGACUCGGGUGUUCGGGGAAACGGAGUCUCGAGGCAGGCGCGUGGCUUGCAGAGAUUUGAGCCCGACUCUGGGCUCGAGGGCGAGCGGGUUUGCAGUUGCACCUCGGCGGGACCGGCUGACCGAGGUGGCGGCUCGCGGGGUCGUGCACCGCCCGCCCCCGUGACUCCGCGGCGCCUGUGUUCCAGCUGGAGCCCGGCCGCCGCCUCCCACAACCAUGUUCCUGGCGCGCCUGACUUCGCGGUUUGCCAGGGCCGUGCCCUGGGCAGGGUGUAGUCGGCCGUGGCCUGUCUCGGUGGCUCCGGGCAGCCGUGCCUGCCAGCGCCCACACAGCUUGCAGCCCGCAGGCCUGAGCAGGACGGCCUUCCUUCCUGGCAAGGGGCCCCAGCUGGAGCUUGAGGAAUUGCUGGUCCCCAGGAAGAUGGCCAUCAGCCCCCUGGAGAGCUGGCUGACCGCCCGCCACCUCUUACCCAAAUUGAAUGCUGGGACCCCAGCAACUGUGACUCCAGGCCAAUUCUACCAGUGUCCUCCCGGCCAAGUGGAAGAGGGGACCAAGCAGGUGGAUGAGGGCGUCUGGGAUGCUCCGCAGAUGCAGUGCAAAAAUGUCCUGAAGAUCCGACGGCGGAAGAUGAACCACCACAAGUACCGAAAGCUGGUCAAGAGAACUCGGUUCCUACGCCGAAAAGUCCAGGGAGGACGCUUAAAGCGGAAGCAGGUGAAGUUUGAGAAAGACUUGAGACGCAUCUGGCUGAAGGCCGGCCUGAAGGAGGCCCCCCAGGGGUGGCAGACCCCCAAGAUCUACCUGAAGGUUAAAUGAGCCCUGGUCUUGUUUCCACGACCCACGUGCUGCUGGUGACACGUAAUAAACAUUGGGAGGUCUCAGUGUC